CGGCCCUCGGGGGGGCGAAGGUGAAGACCGGCUCCUAGGAUGAGUGAAGGUGCGGCCGCUGCCUCGCCACCUGGAGCCGCUUCGGCAGCCGCCGCCUCGGCCGAGGAGGGCACCGCGGCGGCUGCGGCGGCGGCAGCGGCGGGCGGGGGCCCGGACGGCGGCGGCGAAGGGGCGGCCGAGCCCCCCCGGGAGUUACGCUGUAGCGACUGCAUCGUGUGGAACCGGCAGCAGACGUGGCUGUGCGUGGUGCCUCUGUUCAUCGGCUUCAUCGGCCUGGGGCUCAGCCUCAUGCUCCUCAAAUGGAUCGUGGUGGGCUCCGUCAAGGAAUACGUGCCCACCGACCUGGUGGACUCCAAGGGGAUGGGCCAGGACCCCUUCUUCCUCUCCAAGCCCAGCUCGUUCCCCAAGGCCAUGGAGACCACCACCACGACCACUUCCACUGCGUCCCCCGCCACCCCCUCCGCCGGCGGCGCCGCCUCUUCCAGGACGCCCAACCGGAUUAGCACCCGCCUGACGACCAUCACGCGGGCGCCCACUCGCUUUCCCGGACACCGGGUGCCCAUCCGGGCCAGCCCGCGCUCCACCACCGCACGAAACACUGCGGCCCCCCCGACGGUCCUGUCCACCACGGCCCCCUUCUUCAGUAGCAGCACGCCGGGCUCCCGACCCCCGGUGCCAGGAACCCCCAGCACCCAGGCAAUGCCCUCCUGGCCCACUGCGGCAUACGCUACCUCCUCCUACCUUCAUGAUUCCACUCCGUCCUGGACCCUGUCUCCCUUUCAGGAUGCGGCCACCCCCUCCUCCUCCUCCUCCUCCUCCUCCUCGUCUUCCUCCUCCUCUGCCAUCACCGCGCCAGAAACGAGCACCAGCCCCAAAUUUCAUACAACGACAUAUUCCACUGAGCGUUCUGAGCACUUCAAACCCUGCCGAGACAAGGACCUCGCAUACUGUCUCAAUGAUGGCGAGUGCUUUGUGAUCGAAACCCUGACGGGAUCCCAUAAACAUUGUCGGUGCAAAGAAGGCUACCAGGGAGUCCGUUGUGAUCAAUUUCUGCCGAAAACUGAUUCCAUCUUAUCGGAUCCAACAGACCACUUGGGGAUUGAAUUCAUGGAGAGUGAAGAAGUUUAUCAAAGGCAGGUGCUGUCAAUUUCAUGUAUCAUCUUUGGAAUUGUCAUCGUGGGCAUGUUCUGUGCAGCAUUCUACUUCAAAAGCAAGAAACAAGCUAAACAAAUUCAAGAGCAGCUGAAAGAACCACAAAAUGGUAAAAACUACAGUCUCAAAGCAUCCAGCACAAUGGCAAAGUCAGAGAACGUGGUGAAGAAUCAUGUCCAGCUGCAGAGUUAUUCAAAGGCGGAAAGGCAUCCAGUGACUGCAUUGGAGAAAAUGAUGGAGUCAAGUUUUGCCGGCCCCCAGUCAUUCCCAGAGGUCCCUUCUCCUGACAGAGGAAGCCAAUCUGUCAAACACCACAGGUACAGCAGGAGUCUCUCCUCUUGCUGCAGCCCAGGGCAAAGGAGUGGUAUGCUCCAUAGGAAUGCCUUCAGGAGGACACCCCCCUCGCCCCGAAGUAGGCUGGGUGGCAUCGUGGGACCAGCAUAUCAGCAACUUGAGGAAUCAAGGAUCCCGGACCAGGAUAUGAUACCUUGUCAAGGGAUAGAGGUCAGGAAGACUAUACCCCACCUGCCUAUACAGCUGUGGUGUGUUGAAAGAUCCCUGGACUUCAAGUAUUCGUCCAAUGGUUUAAAAACCCAACAAAAUGCAUCCAUAAAUAUGCAACUGCCUUCAAGAGAGACAAAUUCCUAUUUUAAUAGCUUGGAUCAAAAGGACCUGAUGGGAUAUUCAUCUACAAGGGCCAGUUCCGUGCCCAUCAUCCCUUCAGUGGGUCUAGAGGAAACCUGCAUGCAAAUGCCAGGGAUUUCUGAAGUCAAAAGCAUCAAAUGGUGCAAAAACUCCUACUCUGCUGAUAUUGUCAAUGUGAGUAUUCCAGUCAGCGAUUGUCUUAUAGCAGAACAGCAAGAAGUGAAAAUAUUGCUAGAAACUGUCCAGGAGCAGAUCCGAAUUCUGACUGAUGCCAGGCGGUCAGAAGACUACGAACUGGCCAGCGUAGAAACCGAGGACAGUGCAAGUGAAAACACAGCCUUUCUCCCCCUGAGUCCCACGGCCAAAUCAGAAAGAGAGGCACAAUUUGUCUUAAGAAAUGAAAUACAAAGAGACUCCGCAUUGACCAAGUGACUUGAGAUGGAGGAAUCUGUGCAUUCUAUGCUUUGCUCAACAGGAAAGAGAGGAAAUUAAAUACAAAUUAUUUAUAUGCAUUAAUUUAAGAGCAUCUACUUAGAAGAAACCAAAUAGUCUAUCGCCCUCAUAUCAUACUGUUUUUUAACAAAAUAUUUUUUUAAAGGGAAAGAAACGUUUCAGGAGGGAUAAAGCUUACAACGAAAGCUUUUGGGUAGAAUUCUGAAUACAAUUUCAGUUAGUCCCAACACCGGCCUCGUUGGCUCUUAGUAGAUGUGGGUAAUUCAGACCCUUAGCCCCACAGCACCAGUGUCCUCAUAAAAAAGCAUUGGCAGUUACCUGGUUUCAAAGAGAUGAGCUGUAUCCUGAGGGCGGACGUGCCAGUGAGCAAGUGGCCCUUGCCAUUUGCCUUGCCAGUCCCAACCCCUAAAUUUCUAUUCACUCGACAGCCUCAUCACAGGUUAUGUCCUGUCAACAAAUGUAGUGUUUUCUAUUUCAUUUUUGAAGAAUGGCACAAAAACUCUGUAAGGGGGAGGGUAGGAGAUAGAAGGACUAAUUGGGGGACAAUCUUCGCUACUCUUAUGUGCCAGCUUCCUCUGAAAUUUGAAGGCACAGAAUCUCAGAGGGAGGUGUGAAAUUAUUAUAGACAAAGAGACGAGAAAAAUCACAAUGUCGUGUCACUAAAAUCAUGCUAAUAGAAAGAAGUGUUUUUCUUUGAGAUUGUUUAGGGGCUCCAAAGGAGCAUUUCUCAGUGUGUGCGUGCCCUUUGUGCGUGUGUGUGUGUGUGUGUGUGUCUGUGUGUGUGCGUGCACGUGCGCACAGGCGUGUGUCUGUAUGUGCUUGCUCACUUGAGCACAGGUAUGCUGUAUGCACAUGUGUUCAUUGUGUGUAUGUGUGUGCAUGUGUGUGCAUAUUAAGCUUGCUAAAAUUUGUUCUGAAACAUCAGGGAAUUUAAUAUUCAGAAAAGAAAUUUCCCUCUCAGAUCUGUUCACUUUGAAUUUAUACAUUAAGUGUAAAAUUCAGUUAGUAAGUUCUUAAAUCAAGGUCACUUGCAUGGCGGGGUCCUUUAAAACUCUUGACAAUGUCAAGAUCAUUUUCUGGUGUGAAUACUUUUGAGAGGAACAACUAUUGGCUCAUUAAUGGUAUCAGUAUCACAAGGCAAGUUGAGGAUGUGUGUUUAUUUUGAAUCAUGCGUACUUAAAUUAUUUACACAAGCCAAUUAUCAAACUGAAAGUUACCCUUUGCUUUCUCAUCAUCCUCAUUAUUAUUUAUUUUGUAGCAAGUCUACUAUUUGUGGACCAAGACAUUGGCUUCUGUGGUUAAUAUGGAAAGAAUAAAUUGUUGAAAUCACAAAGCCCAGACUUUUCAGUUCACAGGAAGCCCCCAAAAGAACAGUAAAUUGUGUUGUAUGUUCAUUUGGAAUAAAGCAAUAUUUUUACCACUGCUGAGGUGAACUGAAACUUCUCCUGAAGAUUCGUCUGUUUUAUUUACCCUUAUUUUCAUGGGGCAUUCAAGGAAAUUAGUGUUCACCUAACCAGUCUUUUCCAAUUAUUGGUGGUGUUGAGUUGUUAUGUUUACACUGUUUUAAAUAAAAAGGCACAGUAUUUGAAAGUA
Molecule: messenger RNA, 3843 nt
Organism: Felis catus (domestic cat)
Lineage: Eukaryota; Metazoa; Chordata; Mammalia; Carnivora; Felidae
Gene: NRG3
Product: neuregulin 3
Exons: 10
Coding region: 40-2229 (729 amino acids)
Biological process (GO): animal organ development; nervous system development; intracellular signal transduction
Molecular function (GO): chemorepellent activity
Source: RefSeq, a predicted model, not a curated record